UAGGAUCAGUUGUGCUUCCCACCUGUGUGUCAUUACCUGGUCUCCUUCUGCAUACCCACCCAUAUAGUGGGUGUCGGUAUGCGUUCCUUGUCGGCUCGUCUGCGUUUCAUGGUGUUUUGGUACUCUGGUCUGCGUCUCUCUGCCCUUCAACCCAUUUUGUCAUUAUUAUCAGGUUUUCAGGUUUGCUAUUAGUUUGACCAGUUUAGGUUUCUUCAGUUAUUUGUCAUGCCUCAUUGCCUGUUCUGUCACUCCACCACUUUGUAAAUAAACGUCACUCAUAUCAUCAGUCUAUUGCAUGCAUUUUGGGUCCUCAUUCUCACAACACCUCACGGCUCGCCUCGGCAGCUGUAACAUGAGGAAUUGCUAGGAAGGCGUUUCCCCACACCUGACCCACAUGAAGACUGAAAAGAAAGAAAACCAAUGCCCAGGAGUGCAACCAUAUUCCAAAUAAAGAAACAAGCUAAUGAAGAAUACGAGCAAAUACACUCAGAAUGGAAGGAAGGAGGGAAGAACUCAGGAGCCUCCAAGAGGAAGGAAACGGACAAAAACGACACUACGAGAUGAUAUGUGCUAUUGGAUCCUAAGAGAAAAAGGAAGACAAGUAAGAGUUCAAGUGAGAGGUAAGUGACGGAAGUGAGAGGAGGUAAGUGACGGGAAAAGGUAGAAUUUAACAAAGUUUCUUUAAACUUCAGUAUUGCCAAAUAAAUGAAUCAGUUGUCAUAUAACUAACAACAUCUGUUCUAUCAUCUCUAACACCCUGGAGGACAACGGGGAGAGUUUAGACGCUCUCCAAGAUUACAUCGACUGGUGCUUCCAAGAUUUAAUAAUGAAGAAGGCCCAGAGUGCAUCUUCCCCGGCCAAAAUUGAGACACCGUCAUCGAAGAGAUAUCGCCCGGCAGACUCCCCCAGCACAACAUCGCCUGCCGGAAAAGACAUUGCAGACAUGGAAUCAAUCGACAAGCGAUUGUCCAGUUUCGAUGCGAGGCUGUCCCUGGUGGAGAUUUUACACCGGGAAUUUAAAUCUCUGAGAGAAUCUCUGGAGUUCAGCCAACAGCAGGUGGAAACACUUGCUGCUGAAAAUGCCACCCUAUGGGAGUCGGUCAAAUCUCUCACCGAUAACGUGACCCAGUUAAACAUAGAAAAUAAAAAAAUAAAAGAGUCCGUUAUCGAUCUACAAGCCCGUAGCAUGCGAGACAACCUUGUGUUUUCUGGUAUUCCAGAAUCUGCCAGAGAAGACGUGGAGGCAACGGUGAAAAUCUUCAUUAAAAUCCACCUGAAGCUGCUGGAGGACACCGUAAAGAGUGCAUCGCUUGGGGGCCGCGAGGUCGCCGACCGGAAGACCACGUCCAAUUGUGGCCAAAUUCGGCCAAUUCAAACAGAAGGAACAGGUGAAGAGUCACGGCAGGGAGCUGAAAGGAACGGACUUCAGCGUGAACGACCAGUUCCCCAAAGAGAUCCUGGAACGACGCAAGGUCCUGUUCCCAAUUCGACGUAGCUUCAUCCAGAGAGGCUCCCGCGCUGUCAUCGCCGUGGACCGGCUCUACGUGGACGGACAGCUCUACCGCGACCCCGGCACCACUCAGUGGUUAUAUUGACUGCACUCCAGAUAAGAACCCACUACACUCUUUUCUUAUUCAUUCACACUCUCUCCUUUAACAUGUGUUUAACCUAGUAAUAUCAGUAUGAUGUCAUAGCAGAUAUAACACGGUCACCCUCCGUCAUUGCUUUAAUUGGAAUGUUUCCGUUUCUUUUCUCUUUUUUUUGGCUCACCAUUCUCCUGGUUUCUUUCUUUCUCUUUUCUUUCACUGCUGUGAUCACCUACUUCCCCACUCACCUACAAACAACACCCUCUAUUUCUGCAUAUUCACACACCACGAUCACCCAAACACAUGCGCUCAACGGCAGCACACUUACAACAACCUCACAGCGCACACAGUCUUAUAGGACACACACGCAAGCCACGCUUGUUCAUAUUAGUUAAUAUACACACACAUAGUCAGACUUAUGGAGCCUCUAACCACACAUUUUGUUUUCUCUUUCUAUUUACAGGGAGUGCAGAAU
Messenger RNA from Oreochromis niloticus (Nile tilapia), 2061 nucleotides. RefSeq lists its product as uncharacterized. The transcript is spliced from 2 exons. NCBI's taxonomy places the organism in Eukaryota, Metazoa, Chordata, Actinopteri, Cichliformes, Cichlidae. The coding region runs from base 827 to 1495 and encodes 222 amino acids. The record is from RefSeq and is a predicted model, not a curated record.